Messenger RNA from Vicugna pacos (alpaca), 1967 nucleotides. Lineage: Eukaryota; Metazoa; Chordata; Mammalia; Artiodactyla; Camelidae. The record is from RefSeq and is a predicted model, not a curated record.
UCCCAACUUCAUGUCACUCUUGGAGCUCCGAAGUCCAGCCUUGGCCCUGCUUCCUGUGUGGCCUUGGUCAGUUACCUUGGCCUCUCUGAGCCCUGUGAGAAGGAUGAGCCAGUGAACUAAUGUGUAGGCAGGGCCUUGGGGAACCUGAUGGCUCAAACCUCGAUUCCUGCUUCAUGGAACCUCUUCAUUCAUUCAUACUAUAGCAGUUUCUUGAGCUUUGGGAACACAGCCAUAAAGGGGAGCUCCCAGGCCCCUGUUCACUUGGAGUCCCAAGUAUAGCAGGGGCAUUGACCACACGAGUAGUCAGUGUUGAGUGCUGUGCCCACAGGACCUGAGUGGCAUCUGGAGGAUUCCAGAGCAGCACACUGUGCCUCUUCUCCACUGCUGGCGUGGCCUAUUUGGAGGAUGAGGAGCCAGCAGGGUGCAGUUUGGGGCACCUGCUUCCCUGGCACAGGGAGCCUUGCUGCAGCAUCCGACUGUGGUGUGAUAAAGGCUUAUGACUGAAGAGGGGCAGCCGCUGGGCUCCUCACCUCUCCCUGGCAGGCGAUCAGGCAGCCAGGGGCAAGAGGGGCAGAGAAAGACAGCUUUGGUGCCCCCCACCCCAGACCUCUACAGUAGCUCAGAGGUUUAGGACGAUGCUGACUUAAGUAGUCAGGGCACCCCAGUCUGGCCAACAUGGCUGAAAUGCACACUCUGUAUUAUUCCUUGAAGAAACUGUUAUCUUUCUUCAAUGGCUACGUGGCUGUAAGUAUGUCACAACCCAGGCCCUGGGGCUUUGCAGCCCUUCCUCCACGAUCCUCAUCUGCCUGGACACCUCUGUCACGUUCCAAGCGGUGGUCGUCUGCAUGCCUGCUUCACGCUGACUGACUGUGCCUGGUGAAGGGCUGCCAGGCGCCGCUUGGCUUUGCCGGGUAUUAUGGAGCAACCAAAGACAGCAGAGGCACCCUCUUGUUUUGUUUCUUGUUCAUGGUCAUCAUUCUCAUCGUGGAAAUCACAGUCGCCACAGUGGUCCUUGCCUUCUUCCCGAUUGUUAAGUACAGCACAGCUUCUCCCACUCCGCAUGUGUCUUCUGUGUUCACCAUUUUCCGUUUCAUCUUUGAGGUUCACAAAGCGGCCUUCGUGACACUGAGGAAGAACUACAGAAGUGACAACGAGCCACAUGAAUAUUCCAUGGAAUGGACUUUGGUCACGGAGAAGCUAAAGUGCUGUGGAGUGAGGAACUUUUGAAAGGACACUGGCCACACCUACCCCAGGAGCUGCUGUAAAUCCAUUGAGGCCGUGGCCUGUGAUGGGCGCAAUGUGUCCACAGAUGUCAUCCACCAGAAAGGCUGUUCCCCUAAGCUCCUGGAAAUAACCAAGACUCAGAGCAUCAACCUGAGUGGGGUCUCCCUGGGGGCAGCAGCAGUGCAGGUAUGGCCCAGCUCCUCUGGGACACACUGAGCUCUUUAAUCGAGCCCCUACUUACUGUGUGCGCAGCACUGCUCGGGACACUGGGGACACAGCAGUGAUAAAAGACAAAAUGCCUGCCAUGGCGGAGCUGACAUGGUGGCGAUGGAUGAUUAUUUGGUUUAAGAUACCUGCCGGGAAGGAAGUAAAAGAGGGUGAUGAGAUAGGGAAAGGAAUCAGGGAUGGCCUCCCUGAGGAGGUGAGGAAAAGCCAUGUGUGUGUGUAUGGGAGAAGACAGAGGGAAGAGCUGGUGCAAAGGCCCUCAGGUUGGCUUUUUCAAGGAUCAGCAAGGAGGCCUUUAUGACUGGAGCAGGGUGGAUGAGGAGAGUGGUACGGGGAGAUGAGGGCAAGACCUUGUGGGCUACAGAGAGGGGUUUGGUUUUUAUUCUGAGUAUGAUGGAAAGCCGUUAGAAGGGUUUAAUUUUUAAAAUUAUUUUUAUUUUCAAAAAUUUUUGCGGGGGAGGUGAUUAGGUUUAUUCAUUUACUCUUAGAGGAGGUACUGGGGAUUGAACCCAGGACCU